CAUGGCCAUGUGGAUUCAGGCCCAGCAGCUGCAGGGUGAGGCGUUACACCAGAUGCAGGCUCUAUAUGGCCAACACUUCCCCAUCGAGGUGCGACAUUAUCUGGCCCAGUGGAUUGAGAGCCAGCUCUGGGAUUCGGUGGAGUUGGACAACCCAGCAGAGGAGGCUAAAGCCAAGCGUCUGCUUGACAACCUUGUUGCUGAGCUGCAGAGGAAAGCCCAGCUUCAGGGAGGAGAGGAUGGCUUUCUGCUCAAGAUCAAGCUGGGCCACUACGCCACUCAGCUCAAGAGCACUUAUGACCGCUGUCCUUUGGAGCUGGUGCGCUGCAUUAAACACAUCCUGCAAUCAGAACAGAGGCUGGUUCAGGAAGCAACAAAUGCCAGCUCUGGAAGCGGGGCUCAGGCUAUGGACAGCCUGUCACAGCGGCACCAGCAGAUCAACCAGGCUUUUGAGGAACUGCGCUUGGCCACACAGGAGACGGAGAACGAACUGCGAAAGCUGCAGCACAGCCAGGAAUACUUUAUCAUCCAGUACCAGGAGAACCUGCGCAUCCAGGCCCAGCUGAGUAGCUUGUCUUCACUGCCUCCCGCUGAGCGCACGCAGCGAGAGACCAGCCUACAGAGCAAGAGGUCUACUGUGGAGGCCUGGCUCACCAGAGAGGCCAGCACACUACAGAAAUAUAGACUGAACUUGUCAGAACAACACCAGAAAACCCUGGGUUUGCUACGAAAGCAGCAGACUCUAAUUCUGGAUGAGGAGCUCAUCCAGUGGAAGAGGAGGCAGCAGCUGGCUGGGAACGGGGGUCCUCAUGAAGGGGGACUGGAUGUUCUCCAGUCCUGGUGUGAGAAGCUGGCUGACCUUAUCUGGCAAAACAGACAACAAAUUCGACGCUGUGAGCAUUUAACUCAGCAGCUUCCUCUGCCAGGCCCAAUGGAAGAGCUACUGAGCAAACUUAACAGUGACAUCACAGAUAUUAUCUCUGCCCUAGUUACCAGCACCUUCAUCAUCGAGAAACAGCCUCCCCAGGUUUUAAAGACCCAGACCAAGUUUGCAGCCAUCGUGCGCCUUCUGGUGGGAGGGAAGCUGAACGUCCACAUGAACCCACCACAGGUCAAAGCUGUCAUUGUUAGUGAGCAGCAGGCCAAAGCUCUGCUGAAGAAUGAGAGCACACACAGUGAAAGCAGUGGAGAAAUCCUCAACAACAACUGUGUGAUGGAAUAUCAUCAAGCCACCGGCACCCUCAGUGCUCACUUCAGAAACAUGUCACUAAAGCGGAUCAAGCGUUCGGACAGAAGAGGUGCGGAGUCAGUGACGGAGGAAAAGUUCACUGUUCUGUUUGAAUCGCAGUUCAGUGUUGGGGGCAAUGAACUGGUCUUCCAUGUCAAAACUUUAUCGCUGCCCGUGGUAGUGAUCGUGCAUGGCAGUCAGGACAACAAUGCCACAGCAACAGUACUGUGGGACAAUGCCUUUGCUGAGCCAGGCAGGGUACCAUUUGUUGUGCCGGACAAGGUCCUGUGGCCACAGCUGUGCGAGGCCCUUGAUAUGAAGUACAAGGCAGAGAUGCAUAGUGGUCGAGGCCUGUCAGAGGAUAACCUGGUCUUCUUGGCACAGAAGGCUUUUACAAGCAGCAGCAACAACCCUGAGGACUACCGUAACAUGACCAUAACAUGGGCCCAGUUCAAUCGAGAGAGCCUACCUGGACGCAACUUCACCUUUUGGCAGUGGUUUGAUGGAGUCGUGGAACUCAUGAAAAAACACCUCAAGCCUCACUGGAAUGAUGGGGCCAUUCUGGGCUUUGUAAACAAGCAACAGGCACAAGACAUGCUGAUGUCCAAACCCAACGGCACCUUCCUGCUCCGGUUCAGUGACUCUGAGAUCGGGGGCAUCACCAUCGCCUGGGUAGCUGAGAAUCCCAACAAAUCAGGUGAAAGGUUGGUCUGGAAUCUGUUGCCUUACACAACUAAGGACUUCUCUAUUCGCUCCCUGGCCGAUCGCAUCAGUGACCUGAAUCACCUUCUGUUUCUCUACCCUGACCGACCUAAAGAUGAGGUUUUCGCUAAAUACUACACACCUCCGCUCUCAAAAGCAGUGGAUGGAUAUGUAAAACCAGAGAUCAAACAAGUUGUGCCAGAAUUUACUUCCCCAAACCCUGAGCCCAGCGGAGGAACGCCUACAUUUAUGGACCAGACAGCCUCUCCUUCUGUGAGCCACCCCAACAACUUCGGUGUUUACCCAGCUAUCAAUGACACCAUGUUGGAUCCGGACGGAGACUUUGACCUGGAGGACACGAUGGAUGUAGCCCGUCACGUGGAGGAGCUGCUCCGCAGGCCAAUGGCCAACCAGUGGAGCAGUCAGCAGUCCUGAACCUGAAGCAGCUGCACACCGUCAGGUUUUCUUUAGUAUAAGCAACAGAAACAACUAAACCUGGGAUGCUCUUUGGACAGCUGCUAGGGCUAAACAGUGACAAUUAACUAUUAGCUGCCCAGAGGAGAAGCGGUCUUUAUAUCUGUGUAACUGCCUUUCUCUGCAGAACAAGUAAACCUGUUUUUAUAGCAUUUUAAUUGGGUGUUAAUGUUUCCUAGUUUCCCGUUUGUCAUGGGUUAUAAUGCUGGUUUUUGUAAAUGGGAUUUUUAUACAAAACUGAGACAACAUUUGUUUUAUGUAAGCUUUGCAUUAAUAUGUGCCUGAUGAGGUUUGAGCUGGCACCAUUAAAUGUUGCAUAACAAUUCACCCUAGAAAAACCGGCUUCUCUUUCGGUUGUUUUCCUUCUUGGACACAGUCAUGUGAUGAUAAAUCAAGAUAUUUCCUGUAUUGCAGAGAACAUUAGUCCAUAGUUCUUAGUAGUAUCUACAUAGUCUAUGCAAUAUUGUGCAAGGCAAGCUGUUAUUUUCACUGGCCAUCGGCAAUUUAAAUUCUCCUCCAUUUCCCACAUUUUCCUGAUUGAUGGCAUUAGAAUAGCUGCAGCUUUAGCUUUAAAACAGGUUUCAACCUAAACGCACAGUAGAGGUCAAUGAAGCUGAGGUUUUACACAAACCCUCUGCACAUCCAAUACGUUUUCCAGAGAUUUGUUCGUUCAACUAAGAUUGAACUCCUGUGACUCAGCAAACGCACUGAAAACCAAGAGCAGCAUUCCUAAGAUACCCAGCGUUGCCGUUCAUGCUGGCACCUCACAGUAGAGCCUGUUUAGAAACAAGUACAGUGGACUCAGCUGUGCUGAGGUGAUGCCCUGUGUUGUAAAAGAUCUCAGAGACUCAGAAGCAGCCCUGGUGUGUUUACACAGAGUUUUCCUAUAAAUUCUGUAAUUCAUUAAACACAUACAUAGAAGUCAUUCUACAUGGCCAAGUAGGGCUGAUUGCUCUAAACUUGAUUGAACAUAUUACUAAUAAAUUCAUCUUCCUCAAGGAUGAUUUGUUUUACUUAAAUAGCUUUUUAUACAUUUUCUUUAAGCGGUUUUCUGUUUGUUCAAAGCUUCAAAUAGUUUUAAGCUUUAAUGUGGAGUCACGAAUCCUAUUGAUUUAAAGACUUUUUAAUGUCACAUUGCUUUUUAUUAUCUGUGUCUGUAGCCCUUUGCUCAUUAUUAGAGUUUAAUGCAUGUUUUGCAUUUUAUCGGCUUAAUCCUGAUUAGUUAGUGGUGCCAGAACAUGUUACUGUGCCUUAGUUUACAUAAUGCAGAUGGUGUCUGUACUUCAGUGCCUUGGUCAAUGAAACAUGGCAACAAAUAACUCCUGAUCUGCUCACCAGUUAACAUCUAACUCCACGUCCCGCAGUGUAUUCACCCCCUUCUGACCAAUUGGUAAACUGUUUAUUCCAUAUUUCACAUUCUUUCAAAACCUUUUCAGUCGCUGCAUCACUGUGAGCAUGGAUCUACCUGUCACUGUACACAUUUGUACAACGUUUACUGUAUGACAAUCUGCAGUCGCCAUAAGGCCGAAAAGUCCACACUCUCCCUUUACAUCACACACCAGUAACACCAGUAAUCCUGUGUGAACAGAAUGGCCUCAGGUGAGCACGGUAUUACAUUGCUGCUCUGUACUGUAGAACCGGACCAAGCCCAAACAGCUCCAUGUUCAGCUCGUAGGAGCCCUCACUCGACUUCAUCCUAAAACUGUUAUUAGAACAGUUCCAGCAGUUUGAUUCAAAAGCAUUUGUUGUUACUGUGUGGAACAAACUUUGACAUGUCCACAUCAAACCCUAAAGAUGUUUCAUGUAUUGACUGUCAUAUUUGAAGCUUAACCGUUUUGUAUGUGCUGUCUUAAAAGCUCCAGUCUGUUAUCUGGCUAUGGGGAUCCAUGGCAACAUGCUUAUAGUUCAGAGUUGGUCAUAUUUUUUUGGUUCAUUUGUUUUUGUAUAAUCUGACACCAACUGAUUACAACUGACUAACUAUUUUUAACAAGGUGAUUUUAUGUUUAUGAUUUCUUUAAUGGGUUGUCUAGUCCACAGAAAACAUAAAAAUUCAGUUUACUGUCAGAUUCGUAAUGUCACAUGAAGUUUAAAAGUGGCAAAGUACUUUCUGAUAACUUUUUGUGGAUAAAGUACUCAACUUGUAUUAAAUAAUCAUUGCAGUGACACAGCUUGUGAAUAAAUACAGAUUGUGUUGGGCUCUGUUUCUGGUAAUGUGAUGGGACGCUAAGAGUUUCAUCAUGGCGCCAGUCAUGAAGAUGCAGCUUCUUCUAAAAUCAUAUUAAUCCUGAAAACUUCAUGAGUGUGUUUCUACAGAGAUUCUGUGCAUUGUCCAGAGGCUCAGUGAAUGUAUUUGUGCUGUGUGGAUUGUUAAGGAACAUCACUGUCCAUACUGGACGCUGCCAGUAACCUCCUACGACAAUAAAUUUCAAACUAUGAAUGUUCAGUGUCUUUCAGAACAAACAGCCAGAAGGGAAGUGAACGCCUCAGGAAAGGUCACUGUGAAGUUAGUCAGAUAAUAGAUGAGUCAAGUGUAUAAGGGAUCUUAAGUCAUUUUAAAUAAGCGUCUGUGACUGGGUGAACUGAAUCAGUAGUACUGCCGUUGAAGGAGUGUACGUCUUAAUAUGUUAUUUAGUUUUCCAGCUCACUGUGUGUUUGCUGGCUCCUGUUCAGUCUGUGUUGUUCAGGGAUUUCAUUUUUUAUGUCCAGUUUGCUACAUUUUAAUUUUUGAACGUUUGAUGUGGAAACAUGAAAAUAAAGAUUUUUUU
Messenger RNA from Betta splendens (Siamese fighting fish), 5166 nucleotides. Its product is annotated as signal transducer and activator of transcription 5B-like. The record is from RefSeq and is a predicted model, not a curated record. Gene Ontology annotation, biological process: response to peptide hormone; growth hormone receptor signaling pathway via JAK-STAT; cytokine-mediated signaling pathway. Lineage: Eukaryota; Metazoa; Chordata; Actinopteri; Anabantiformes; Osphronemidae. Bases 2 to 2362 code for a protein of 786 amino acids. Gene Ontology annotation, molecular function: DNA-binding transcription factor activity, RNA polymerase II-specific; RNA polymerase II cis-regulatory region sequence-specific DNA binding. The transcript is spliced from 18 exons.